Messenger RNA from Tinamus guttatus (white-throated tinamou), 2040 nucleotides. RefSeq names its product G protein subunit alpha z (gene GNAZ). Gene Ontology annotation, molecular function: GTP binding; G protein-coupled receptor binding; GTPase activity. Gene Ontology annotation, cellular component: heterotrimeric G-protein complex; cytoplasm. Lineage: Eukaryota; Metazoa; Chordata; Aves; Tinamiformes; Tinamidae. Gene Ontology annotation, biological process: adenylate cyclase-modulating G protein-coupled receptor signaling pathway. The record is from RefSeq and is a predicted model, not a curated record.
AUCAGCUGAGAAGGUGGGGGAAGAGAAACCAAGCCAAGUACAGCAUCACUGAAAAGAUCUUCAGCUUUAUCUAGUGGCAUUGCCCCAGCAACCAGAAAAUACAAUCAAAAGACGAGGGCUGAAGCAGGGAAGGUGAAAGGGCGUCUCCCUACCUUUGGACAGAAGGCAGCAAAAUAAUUAUGCAGAUCAGAAAAGAAUAUUUGACCGAUGUAGCCAAAGGUUGGGAAAGGGACGUGUCCUUUCAAUAACAGGAAUGUGCCACAGUUUAUACACUGUAAAGGGGAGUGCCAUGAGAUCUACUGAAAAGACUAUUUCUGUGGUUGCAUAUCUACAUGGUUUUGCUCCCCUGCUGGGACUGAAUUAGGUGGUACAGGCCCCUUGGACUAUCAGGUAUUGGAUAAAGCUUACUCUUUUUUCUUCCUGUACGAGGCAUACCUAGCACGAGAACUGAAAGACACUGCGGGUCUUUUUCAGAAGAUACAAAGAAACCGAGAGAAUCUCCUGCCUUUCCCUUCUGCACCAGCCUGCUGUACCAUGGGAUGUAGGCAAAGCUCUGAGGAGAAAGAGGCCGCGCGGCGGUCCCGGAGGAUUGACCGCCACCUGCGCUCUGAAAGCCAGCGGCAGCGGAGAGAGAUUAAGCUCCUGCUCCUGGGUACCAGCAACUCUGGCAAGAGUACGAUAGUAAAGCAGAUGAAAAUCAUCCAUAGCGGAGGCUUCAACCUGGAGGCCUGCAAGGAAUACAAACCCCUGAUCAUCUAUAACGCUAUCGACUCCCUCACGCGGAUCAUUCGGGCUCUAGCCACCCUCAAGAUAGAAUUUCACAAUCCCGACAGGGCCUACGAUGCUGUGCAGCUUUUUGCCCUGACGGGCCCAGCCGAGAGCAAGGGCGAGAUUACCCCCGAGCUCCUGGGGGUCAUGAAGCGGCUCUGGGCAGACCCCGGCGUGCAGGAGUGUUUCUGCCGCUCCAACGAGUACCACCUGGAGGACAACGCCGCCUACUACCUGAACGACCUCGAAAGGAUUGCGGCGCUGGACUACAUCCCUACCGUGGAAGAUAUUCUCCGUUCUCGGGACAUGACCACAGGGAUUGUAGAAAAUAAGUUUACCUUCAAAGAGCUGACUUUCAAAAUGGUGGAUGUGGGUGGGCAGCGAUCGGAGCGCAAAAAGUGGAUCCACUGUUUCGAGGGGGUUACAGCAAUAAUUUUCUGCGUGGAGCUGAGCGGAUAUGACUUGAAGCUAUAUGAGGAUAACCAAACAAGUCGAAUGGCAGAAAGUUUGCGUCUCUUUGAUUCCAUCUGCAACAACAAUUGGUUUAUCAACACUUCCCUCAUCCUCUUUUUGAAUAAGAAAGAUCUGCUGGCAGAAAAAAUCCGGCGCAUCCCCUUAACAGUCUGCUUUCCUGAGUACAAAGGGCAAAACACUUAUGAGGAGGCAGCAGUCUACAUCCAACGCCAAUUUGAGGACUUGAACCGCAACAAGGAGACCAAGGAAAUCUAUUCGCACUUCACCUGCGCCACUGAUACCAGUAACAUCCAAUUUGUGUUCGAUGCAGUGACAGAUGUCAUCAUUCAGAACAAUCUCAAAUAUAUUGGCCUCUGCUAAGAAUCCUUGGGCUUAAUCUGUUACCUGAAGUGAUUAAAAAAAAGGGGCUAGCCACCUCCACUUUUAGUGGAAAAAAAUGGGGCAAAGCUUAGAAGCCCAAGGAAAGAAAAGGGGAAAUGUGAUGUACACACACAGAUCCUCUUAUGCCCCGUUAACCUGCCACAUUAUUUUUCACAAAUAUAUGUUCUGGAGAGUAAAAGCUACCUCUCCAAAAAAUACAGCCCACUCCUGCUCUCUUCCCUAGAAACUUAAAUCCCAAGCAGAAACAAAAAAAGAGAUAGAGGCCUAACUCUGUGGAGAUGUUUUCUCCACAGUCACUGCACUUUUAUUCCAUUUAUUCCAUUCCAUUUCCUAGAGUGGAAGUGUUAUCAUAUUCUAUGUAAGAAAUAAUUCUUCAUCCAGCUGUCCUAAAAAUCAUUUUAUUGACAAGAAGAUAUA